CCGUCGUAGCCAAUCAGUAGCUAGGAGUCCGGAAAAGAGCGAGGCCUAGUUAGGAGCCGCUGGCGCCACCAGAGGAGGGCGAGCAGCGCGGCAGAGCGCAGCGCUUGAGGUUUUGGUAUGAACAGGAUUCGGAUCCACGUCUUGCCAACCAAUCGGGGGAGGAUCACUCCAGUGCCCAGAUCUCAGGAACCUCUGUCCUGUGCAUUCACUCAUCGUCCAUGCUCUCAGCCUCGUCUGGAGGGGCAGGAGUUUUGCAUUAAGCAUAUCCUUGAAGACAAAAAUGCACCGUUCAAGCAGUGUAGUUAUAUAUCGACGAAGAAUGGAAAAAGAUGUCCCAAUGCUGCCCCAAAGCCAGAGAAGAAAGAUGGGGUGGCCUUCUGUGCUGAACAUGUCCGUAGGAAUGCCCUGGCACUUCAUGCUCAAAUGAAGAAGACCAACCCAGGGCCUAUGGGUGAAACACUCCUAUGCCAGCUGAGCUCAUAUGCUAAGACAGAGCUGGGGUCUCAGACUCCAGAAAGUAGUCGCAGUGAAGCCAGCCGAAUAUUAGAUGAAGACAGCUGGAGUGAUGGGGAGCAGGAACCCAUUACUGUGGAUCAGACAUGGAGAGGUGACCCUGACAGUGAAGCUGAUAGCAUAGACAGUGAUCAAGAAGAUCCCCUAAAACAUGCUGGUGUCUACACGGCAGAAGAAGUAGCCCUGAUUAUGCGUGAGAAGCUAAUUCGUUUACAGUCUUUGUACAUUGAUCAGUUUAAACGACUUCAGCAUCUGCUCAAGGAGAAGAAGCGCCGGUACUUACAUAAUCGCAAAGUGGAACAUGAAGCUCUAGGCAGUAGUCUGCUGACGGGCCCAGAGGGACUUUUGGCCAAAGAACGAGAGAACUUAAAACGAUUAAAAUGUCUGCGUCGAUACCGCCAGCGAUAUGGAGUGGAAGCCUUACUGCAUAGGCAGUUGAAAGAACGCAGAAUGCUGGCCACAGAUGGUGCCACCCAACAGGCCCAUACCACUCGUUCCAGUCAGAGGUGCUUGGCCUUCGUGGAUGAUGUUCGUUGUUCAAAUCAGUCUCUUCCAAUGACCAGACACUGCCUUACCCAUAUUUGUCAGGAUACGAAUCAGGUUCUCUUCAAGUGCUGCCAGGGAUCUGAAGAGGUACCCUGCAACAAACCUGUUCCUGUAAGCCUCUCUGAGGAUCCCUGCUGCCCACUCCAUUUCCAGUUGCCUCCUCAGAUGUAUAAGCCCGAGCAGGUACUGUCUGUGCCAGACGAUCUGGAAGCCGGCCCCAUGGAUCUGUACUUGAGUGCUGCUGAGCUUCAGCCCACUGAGAGUUUACCUCUGGAGUUCAGUGAUGACUUGGAUGUUGUGGGUGAUGGUAUGCAGUGUCCUCCUUCACCUUUGCUUUUUGAUCCUUCACUAACCCUUGAAGAUCAUUUAGUCAAAGAAAUUGCUGAAGACCCAGUGGAUAUUUUGGGCCAGAUGCAGAUGGCUGGAGAUGGGUGCAGAUCCCUGGGAUCUCGAAAUUCUGAGAAGGCUUCUGCACCAUUGUCUCAGAGUGGAUUGGCUACUGCAAAUGGGAAGCCAGAACCCACUUCUAUUAGUUGAUAGUUUUGGGAACCAUUUUACUUUGGCAGAUUUAAAUUUCUCAUUCUUCAAAGAAGUAUUUCUGAUCAUCUCUCACAAAACACAGGCAACUCAACUACCUUGUUUUUCUUCUGGAUUGAGUAUUACAGUCAGACAUAAAACCAAAUUUUGAGGGAAUAGACUGAUACUUUUGAAAAGUUGUGGGUUUUUUGGGAAGACAAAGAGCUUUGAUAAUCCUUAUCAAAGCUUCUGGGAUUAUUUGGGACUAUACCUAAAAGGAAAGAGACAUCUUUGUAAUGGGAUUUCCAAAGUCAUAGAUAGAAAUCCACUUAAGUAGCUAGGUGGGAGCUGUCUUUGUGAGUGGUGUCCUUGAGAUAGUGAUGGCCCUAAUAUCUGGUUAUCUCUAUCUAAAGGCCUUGCAGUUCAGCGUUUCUUUACCUCUACUUAAUUGAGCAGUCUUGAACCCCUUUCCCUGGUGAAUUCUGGCUUUUAUCCUCUGAGAAAAUAGCCCACAGGACUGUGUCCUCCUUAUCCAUCUUGCUUUUAACCUAUGUAAAUUUCUGUGGUGGCUAUCUUAUGUAAAAUAGAGUAAAAAUUUAUUGUAUAUAGUUUCUAUUAAAUGUUAAAGAAAAUGUUAUGAAAAUAUCAAUCACCUGAAUUGAAUGCA
Messenger RNA from Sapajus apella (tufted capuchin), 2242 nucleotides. RefSeq names its product KAT8 regulatory NSL complex subunit 2 (gene KANSL2). Lineage: Eukaryota; Metazoa; Chordata; Mammalia; Primates; Cebidae. The record is from RefSeq and is a predicted model, not a curated record. Gene Ontology annotation, cellular component: NSL complex. The coding region runs from base 118 to 1596 and encodes 492 amino acids. The transcript has 10 exons.